Molecule: messenger RNA, 3256 nt
Organism: Coregonus clupeaformis (lake whitefish)
Lineage: Eukaryota; Metazoa; Chordata; Actinopteri; Salmoniformes; Salmonidae
Product: nocturnin
Exons: 3
Coding region: 1646-2851 (401 amino acids)
Biological process (GO): circadian rhythm
Molecular function (GO): poly(A)-specific ribonuclease activity
Source: RefSeq, a predicted model, not a curated record
AACACUGUCUCGCCUCAACAUGGUUAAAACUAUAAUUUUGAUAUCAUGGAUGGUCAGUUCUUGCAUACAUAGCUCUCACUUUGAAUGUGAGUGCUUACAUUUCUCCAGGUCCAUCCCUCAGCUGUUUACCAAAACACAGGCAGGGUGGACUUUGUUAUUGUUUCAAUUAAAGAGUCCAGCUUUAAGAAUGCACACAAUUAUUUUUUUCUUCUCUUGUAUUUAUUGUGUGUUUUCUUACCUACAUUAUUCGUUUUAUUACUGCGUUGUUGGGAAAGAGCUUGCAAAUAAGCAUUUCACUGUACUGUUUUUUACACCUGCUGUGUCCUGUGCACGAGACAAACUUUGAAACAAACACACACAAGCACACACACACAGACACACUCAGGCGCGCACACACACACUCAAACACUCUGAAAAUGAGGGGGCCAGGCUAUUUUGGUGUUCCCCCUCACAUCUCCCUCCCAUCCAUGGACAGGAGUACAAGGGGCAUUGGGGGUCAGACACCUGCUUUCAUUUUAGUCUACCUGGCUGCCUAAUCUCUGCCAUGCUCCCAUCCUUCAUUUGAUAAUUGCCUGGAGCAGUCAUGUGAUUCUUAUUCAACGCUGAUGUCACCAACAUUCCUAUGGAGAGAUUCUGCUCUCCAGUUGAAAUGUAGGCCCGUAGAUGGGCCUGGCCUGCUGUGCUGUCACUGCAGUAUUUUUAAGGAGAACAACUGAUUUUAGGUCUACAGUAUAAAUGAGUAGGCCUACAUACCGAUUAUUGAAAGGGUUUCCUCCGUCUCCUUUCUUCUAGCUUUUGUCCUCUAGGGAGAUGGUAAGUAAAGUAAGUAUAGCCAACUGACUACACAGAUACAAUAAUGUUCUUUCUCAGUUGAGUCAGAAACAUAAUGUCCACUCCACUGGUGUUCCCAGCUAUUUUUAACCUUAUGUUUGGGAAACACCAACACUCGGAUGCCACAUACCGUAUGUACAUUCUACAUAGUGUACAUGCAGUAGUUCACUAUUCAUGUGCUAAAUGGGGCCCUGAAGCAUUCCAGUGUGUUUUGUGCUCUAUCAGCAGCAGACUGGGUCAGCUUAUUGAAUCACAUCCCACUCAGUUGAGUCUCUCCUCUAUCACACAGAUUAACUAAGGACAAGCCACACUUCUCUCAUUUAAUUUGAUCAUUUGUGAUGUGUGUGCCAUAUCUCUCUGUGCGUGGUUGUAUGCCAUGUGUGUGACCCUCACGGGACAGUUAUAAUAAGCCAUUGUGGCAGCCAGAUGAGCAGUGUGUGGAUGAGGAGAGGAGAGUGGGACUGCCACUGGUCUAUUCAGGAAUGCUCGCAGAAUCCCCGUCUCUCGAAAACUCUCUCACACACACAGAGCAGUCCAGUCUCUUACACUCUCUCACACACACAGAGCAGUCCAGUCACAUCCGCUUGCUCCGGAACAUUCUUUCACGUCAUUACAUCAGUUUCAGAAGAGUCCAAUCUCUCCCUGGAGAAAGAGGAGAGCGAAACAGAGAGAAGGAGGGAGAGAGUGAAACACGAGAGAGUGCUCUAUUUAACACCAUGGAGACAGCCUGGAUACUGGGUAGAGCGUGAGUCGAAAAGCAAGAUUUUAAAAGGAGGGCACGUGUGAUUCUUCUCCAUCGACUCUACUGUGUCCGAUGGGCAGCAGUAGCAGCAGCAGGCUGUUUGGUACCCUGGCCCAGACCCUGAACAGUGCUCCCCUGGCCCAGAAGGACUACUGCCCAGACCCAGAGCACCAGGACUCAGACCAGGACCCGGAGGGCCUAGAGCAGACCGACCCAGACCAGCUGCUCAGGGAGUGCGAGGAGGCCCUCCAGAACCGGCCGGCCCGGCCACACAGGGACCUGGUCUACCCUGCAGACCCAAAACACCAGCACCAAUACAGGAACCAUGAGCAGCAGCACACACCGUCCAUACGGGUCAUGACGUGGAACAUCCUAGCUCAAGCUCUAGGGGAGGGUAAGGAUGGCUUUGUGCGAUGUCCUCUGGAAGCUCUGAACUGGGCUGAGAGGAAGUACCUGAUCCUGGAAGAGAUCCUCACCUACCGCCCUGACAUCCUGUGUCUCCAGGAAGUGGACCACUACUACGACACCUUCAAGCCCAUCCUGGCCAGCCUGGGCUACCACAGCACCUUCCUGCCCAAGCCCUGGUCCCCCUGCCUGGACGUGGCCAGCAACAACGGCCCUGACGGCUGUGCUCUCUUCUACCGCCACGCCCGCUUCAGCCUUCUCCACACCUCCCACCUGCGCCUCUCUGCCAUGAUGCUGCCUACCAACCAGGUGGCCAUCGUGCAGACGCUGCGUUGCCGGGCGACGGGCCAGAGGCUGUGCGUGGCCGUGACCCACCUGAAGGCGAGGAGCGGCUGGGAGAGGCUGAGGGGUGCCCAGGGGGCUGACCUACUGCAGAGCCUGAAGGCUAUAACCUCACGGGCAGCUGGGUCAGACCCAGUCAGUAGGGGAGCUGGGGGAGGGAAUGGGACAGAGGGGGUGCCUCUGAUAGUGUGUGGGGACUUUAACGCUGAGCCCUCGGAGGACGUGUACAGGCGUUUUAUCUCCUCCCCCCUGGGUCUGGACUCAGCCUAUAAGCUGCUGAGUGCAGACGGGCAGACAGAGCCGGCCUACACUACCUGGAAGAUCCGUCCCUCAGGGGAGAGCUGCAGUACCCUGGACUACAUCUGGUACUCUCAUGGUGCUUUCACUGUGGACACCCUGCUGGACAUACCCACUGAGGAACAGAUAGGACCUGACCGCCUGCCCUCAUACCACUACCCCUCCGACCACCUCUCACUGCUCUGUGAUUUCAGCUUCAGGGAGCCCAGGGAUCAACCUCAUAGGCUGAUGUAGGCUGCCUAUCACAGAGGCAUCGGCCAAUAGGGCUCCAGUUCAGGACAAUGCAGGAAGAAUCGACUUGAUCAAACAAUGUGUGGGAGUGUAAUACUGGAGAACUGAAUGCUUAUUUUACUUGACCUGGUGGUGAAAUUUGAUUCUGCAGACUUGACACCAGAGAGUAGAUAUUUCUUUUUUAUAAAAACCAGCACUUGCUGAAAUUUACUUUUUUCCCCUUGAGGUAGUUUUCUGUCAAGUGAGAUGUUAUCCCUCAUGAUCGUUUUUCUUCAUGUGAGGUGUUUAACUGGUUUUAAAGGAACUGGAGAAUAGGAUCAUAUCAAUACUGUAACUGCUAUAAUUUUCAGUGCUGUGGCAGCAAGAUUGCCAAUGAGCAUGUCAAAAUAAAAUACUUAGACAUUCUGA